AUGGCCCCUCCCCCUGCCUUUUCCGCCCCCAUCUUUGUCUUCUGCCUGCUGACUCUCAGCCCCACGGACUCCCUCGAGCCGGCCCCGGGGCUCAGCAACAGCUUCCAGAGCCAGGAUCCGUGGGCCUCCCAGCCGCGAGCCGUGACCCACCACCGUAGACACAGCCUCCUGAGGCGGGAGUGGGCCCACCGUGGGAUGCCAGCCCGAGCCAGGGUCUCCGGAGAGGCCGGCCUGCGGCACCUGGGCAGAUCUGGGUCGAUGGACCAGCCGGCCGGCCUCCGGCAGAAGGACAUCUUCUUGGGCUUCGCCUUCCCGUAUCCUGAGCAGCAGGAGAACCACGCUCCCGGAUCAGAAAGGGGGAAGAAGCAGAACCGCGAGCUCCGACGACACAGCCGCAGGGACCGACUGAGGCAGCACCGAGGCAAAGGCCCUGAUCCGGGGCCAAGCGCACUGUAUAAAAAGCCUGAGAACUUUGAGGAGCAAUUUCAGGCACUCCAGACAGAAGGUUCUCCUACAGGACCGGCUCCCACCUCCCUCCUUGGCUCCACGUCAAAUAUAUCAACUGAGGAGCCGCCCACUCUCCAAGCUACAUCCCCCCGGCCUCGGGUCCGUGCCAGGCAAGAGGGGGACGUGAUGCCCACCCUGGACAUGACUCUCUUCGACUGGACAGAUUACGAAGAUCUCCGGCUAGAUAUGUGGCCCUCGUCCCAGAAGAAAGAGAAACAGCAGAGUAAGGCCGGUGGGAACGAAACCACGCCCGCGGAAGGGGAGCCCUGCGACCACCAUCUCGACUGCCUCCCAGGCUGCUGCUGCGAUUUGAGGGAGCAUCUCUGCAAGCCCCACAAUCGCGGCCUGAACAACAAAUGUUAUGACGACUGCAUGUGUGCAGAAGGUCUGCGCUGUUACGCCAAAUUCCACCGCAACCGGAGGGUGACCCGGCGAAAAGGCCGCUGCGUGGAGCCAGAGUCCGCGGAUGGAGAUCAAGGAUCGUUUAUUAAUGUCUAG
This is a messenger RNA of Gekko japonicus, 1005 nucleotides long. RefSeq names its product dorsal inhibitory axon guidance protein (gene DRAXIN). The record is from RefSeq and is a predicted model, not a curated record. Lineage: Eukaryota; Metazoa; Chordata; Lepidosauria; Squamata; Gekkonidae. Bases 1 to 1005 code for a protein of 334 amino acids. Gene Ontology annotation, biological process: Wnt signaling pathway; axon guidance. Gene Ontology annotation, cellular component: extracellular region. The transcript has 5 exons.